Messenger RNA from Meira miltonrushii, 5580 nucleotides. RefSeq lists its product as uncharacterized. Gene Ontology annotation, cellular component: nucleus. The transcript has 2 exons. Bases 1 to 5580 code for a protein of 1859 amino acids. NCBI's taxonomy places the organism in Eukaryota, Fungi, Basidiomycota, Exobasidiomycetes, Exobasidiales, Brachybasidiaceae. Gene Ontology annotation, biological process: telomere maintenance; DNA damage checkpoint signaling; protein phosphorylation. The record is from RefSeq and is a predicted model, not a curated record. Gene Ontology annotation, molecular function: protein serine/threonine kinase activity; protein binding.
AUGGAAGGCGAGAAUAGAGAGUAUCGAAGGUUUGAUCCCCUUUUCGCCGGUUUUCAUACUCUCUUGAAGACCAGCAAUGCAAAGGUGAAAGAAACAGCUUUGCUCUGCCUGCUGGGUUUGGGUAACGUCGUUUCUACUUUGAACUCAGAAGUGGAAGCCAAUUAUGUGCAAGGCAAGGUAUUACAACUUCUAACCUUACAGCUUGGUUCUGAUCCUUUGACGAAAGCUGUAGCGUUUUCAGCAAUCACAGAAUUGGCUACAAAACAACAAUGCACAACUUUUCAACUUCUUGCCCCUCAUUUGAGCAUCAUCGCACCUGAGAUCGUUGAGAGGAUGUCCAAAACGCCAACCCUAUUCCUCGAGACGCUUCAAUUGACCAUGCAGAAUCAGUCCAAGUUUCUGCAAGCAACUUUGCAAUUCACUUUACCACGCAUAAUCGAAGUGCGAGAUGACAAAACGCUCAAUUUGAUCGCAAAAGGGAUUGGUUUGGAUGUGCAAACGAUGUGCUUCAAUAAUGCACCUGCCGUUUUAAAAGCACUUUUGAUGAUUCUUCCAGCAACCAAGCGCGAUCAUUGCAUGCAAACGUUCAUUGACAAAGUUCGUGGCUCAGGUGCUGACCCUGAAGGAAGAGCGAAUGACGGAAAUGUGGGCGGUAUCACACUCAAAAGCUUGUUGAAGGGAUAUUCAGUUGAACUGCUGGGACAUCUUGUAAGCAAUCUCGGUGACCCCUUACCUCUUCAACGCAAACGUGCUCAAGAAGGCCUGCAGUACAUGAGUGCAACCUUGAAGGAUCGUCAGAGAGCAAAUUUGUCAACGCAAAGUAGGAGCGUUGCACUCUCUCAAUACUUGAAAGAAGAAAUUCUCGCGAUUCUCUCAUGGCUCAAUGAGGAAUUGAUGAACGUGCACGGAAAGAAGACCAUGUCACACAAAGCCAAAGUAGCUCGUAGUAUUGGUGCCUUGAUUGGAAUUGUAGGCGAAUCAAUCUCAAGUGUGACGCCGCAAUUGAUGGCAACUCUCAAUACAACAAUGCAAGUCAAAGAGUUGAUGCUGCCCACACUGGAAAGCUGGAAUACAUUCGUUACGAUCGUUCGUGAUGAGAACACCGGUCCCUUUAUCGGACAAACUGCUGCUGCAUUUCUGGCAUCGUGGCCAAAAUUUGGAAAGGCAGAAAAGGUUGCAGCAAAUAGCAUUUUGACGUAUGUUGUUGUUGACAAUUACGCCAAAUUUGAGACAUAUCUCAACAACGGAGAAUUUCCAAAUUUGUCAGAGAUCAAGAAAGACAUUCCAGAAGUAUGGGAGAAGCUAUCCAGCUCGGCCAAGAAGCAAACCCCCAAGAGACCUGACGAAAGAUUGGCUGCAAUUCUUGGCCGUGUUGCCAACGAGAAUGCGAGUAUGUGUGGACAAGCAUUACAAGAGCUUCGAGUAUUCCUCCUUCGCGAGAACAAUUUCUUGGAUGAGGCCACGACGGGUAACGUAUUCGAACCUGUGAUUGGCAAAUUGAUCCGUGUACUCUUUGAAACUAUGGCAAGAGAUGAUGAAGAUAUUCGAGAUCUCAGUCUUGAAAAUCUUGGAAUCGUUGGCGCGAUCGAUCCUGAUCGUUUGCCCGUUCUGGACGAGGGUCAAAAGAACGUCCCUCUAAACGACUUCAACGACAAAGAAGAAUUAACCACAUAUGCUGUUUCUUUGAUUGCAGAUGUUUUGGUUGGAGCGUACAAGGCGACACAUGAUACAAAGCAUCAAUCUGCUCUUGCUUAUGCUAUUCAAGAAUUGUUGAAAUUCUGUGGUUUCAGCACCGCCCUCUUACCCGCUGGUGCAAAUACGGGUAGCGUCAGCUUAAAGACAAGACAACGUUGGAAUGCACAUUUAGCCGUUCACGUAGAGACAUUGGCACCUCUGCUCGAAUCCAAGUAUCUCGUUCAUCAUAAUGAGCCGGCUGUAAAACCUAGGCCAUUUUAUAAUUCAACAAAAAGUUUCAAGGAAUGGUUACAAAGCUGGACCAAUAGCCUAAUCAUCGAGAUAAAAGAUGAUCAUGUGGCUGCACUCUUUGACGUCUUUCGAUCAGUCAUUCGUGAUCAUGAUCUGAGCAUAGCCCAACACAUUCUACCAGACUUAGUCCUCAAUGCUGUUGUAUCGCAAGACGAAGGAGAUGCUAUCCAUGACGUACAUCAAGAAAUCAUCGCCGUCUUACAGGAUCAGGUAGCUGACUCUCCUAAAUUGCAUUCAGAACGUGCGGCUCAAGUAAUCUUUGGUAUCCUAGACCAUGUAAGUGUUUGGCAAAGGGCAAGACAACGAGAAAAAAGUCGUGGAAGCGCAUCUACAGCUGCGGAAGGUGAUGCAAGCAAAUCCAAACGAAGCAGUCGUAGAGAUGCAGCAGAAACGGCAAUCCAACGCGUUGAGAAUUGGAUGGCAGAUAUACCUACCGAUUUGAUGGCGAAAGCUUCUUUGCGCUGUCGUGCAUACGCAAGAUCUUUGUUGAAUCACGAAAAACGAAUCAGACUACUUCAAAGUGUCUCAGAAGAUGGAGAAUCAAAACCUGAAAUUCAAGAAAGCCUUGAGGAUGUUCACUUGAUCUAUGCCAAUCUAGAAGAACCAGAUGGAAUGGAGGGUGUUUCAUGUUCUGUUUUGCGACCUUCACUAGAUCAUCAAAUCCGUGAGCACGAAAGCACAGGACGGUGGACAUCAGCCCAAAGCUGCUGGGAAGUCAAGAUCCAGGAAUCACCGAAAGAUUUAGACUUACACAUUGGGUUGUUACGCUGUUUACGUAACUUGGGACAUUACGAUACGAUGCGAAUGCAUAUCAGAGGAGUGGUGGCAAGUGCAGGUACGCGGAGCGAUAUUUGGCAAGAUCGUCUAUCUGCAUUCUACGUUGAGGGAAGCUGCAUCCUUUCGGAUUGGGAUGAAGUUCGAAAAUCGAUCAAUACAUCAACACGUACGACACAGCUUGCCAUGGCCCGUGUCAUGUUGGCGAUGCAUGAUCAUGAUGUAUCAGCUUUCCAAUCGUCCAUCAAAGAUGCAAGACGUUUGGUCGGCAAAUCUCUGAUUGGACGAAAUAAGAGUAAAAGUGACUAUCUAGGAGAAUACGAAACUGUUUCCCAAUUACACAUGCUACACGAAUUCAGCAUGAUUGGACAAGCCCUAGGCUUGAUCGAUCACGGAACAUUGAAGUCUGGCUUAUCCACCCUUCCUUCGACAGACUCUUCUUCAGAUUCUAUCAAUGACCUCAAGAAAGCGCUCCAUAUUCGUCUCAAUUCAACAUUGCCUUCUUUCCGUACCCGAGAGCCUAUUUUGAGCAUGCGCCGAUCUGCUCUCAGCACCCGAUCUGACGAAAAUUUGAAGGUAUUAGCAGGUCAAUGUUGGAUCGCAAGCAGUAAAAUCGCUCGACGUGAAGGUCACUUGCAAACGUCAUACUCUGCCGCUCUCCAAGCAUCCCAAUGGAAAGUUCCUCUGGCAUUCGUGCAACACGCAAAGUUACUUGCAAUAAAUGAUCAAAAUCAAGCAGCAUUACAAGAAUUAAAGAAUUGUUUGCGCAAUGCUAAAGGUAUGGAUUCAAGUUGGAAUCAUUCUUUGGCAAAUGCACAUCUUUUCUGUGCACGAUUAGCAGAAGAAUCUGGACGACACCAUCCCAACGAAAUUGUUGAAUUGUACAAGCAUUGCUCUGAGUUGGAUCCCAACAGCGAAAAGAUGUGGUAUCAGCUCGGACGAUAUUACGAUCAGUUACAAGAGAAAGACAGUUCCGACCAAUCCGGAGCGCGGAUUGGAAACCCUCUUGUUCAGCAUUACAACACCUGCAAGUACUUCUUAUAUGCUGCCAGUUACGGAACAAAGUACUUCUAUCGAACCGUACCUCGUGUCUUAACAAUCUGGCUUACGAUCGGUGAUGAUGACGAGUUACUGACGGCUUUACGCAAAGCAGCCGCAGCUGCAGCAAGUACGGCAAAUGGUGCGACAAAGACAAAAACAAAAAGCCUCGAUAAUGCAUCUUUGGAGCACAUUGCGCAAUUCAAAAAGAUCAACGAUAUGAUUCGAAGGACAACCAGGACUAUUGCUCCUUAUCAAUGGCUGGCUGUAUUCCCGCAGUUGGUAUCACGGGUUGCUCAUCGAAACGAGAGCAUUUGGAAGACUUUGCAGGAGCUCAUUGCUCAUACAGUAGAAGUCUACCCUGAUCAAGCAAUGUGGAUCAUGGUUGCUGGUCUUCAAAGCACAGAUAGGAGUCGUAGAGAUCGAUUUUCGGAGAUCGUGAAUCGGGUAAAAACAACAGUGAAAUCCGCAAUUGAAACGCGCCAUACUGCUAAAACAAUUGAUCAGAUGAUCAAGAUGGCCAAAGAAUUGUUAUAUCUUUGCGAUUGUCCCGUGGAUGCAGAAGUGAAAAAGAUGGAAAUGAGCAGCAAAUUUCCUAGUCUUCUCUCCCUAGCACGCAGAGGUGAUGUCAUUCUACCAAUGCAAAAGAGUCUAUCUGUCACAAUGCCGCCAACAUUUUCUGCCGAUAGGGAUUACAAGGUAUUUGAUGACGACAUUCCACGGAUUGUUGAUCUUGACGAGACGAUUGAAGUGAUGCAUUCGUUACAAAGGCCAAGGAAGAUUAUAAUCAAAGCAUCAAACGGUAAAUCGUAUGCCUUCUUAUGCAAGCCCAAAGACGAUUUGCGGAAAGAUGCUCGUUUGAUGGAGUUCGAUAGUAUGAUCAACAAUCUUCUUCAAAGCAAUCCGGAUUCACGUAAGCGAAGGCUUUACAUUCGCACGUAUGCCGUUGUCACUCUCAACGAAGAAUGUGGGUUGAUCGAAUGGGUGCCAAACACCGUUGGAUUACGACACGUCUUGCAUCGUCUUUAUGCAAAUCGCAAUAUCCAUCUCUAUACUCAACAGAUCAAGGUGGAUAUGGAAGCCGCUAGAAAAGAUCCAAAGAAAGCAGGAGAGAUUUUUACGAAAAAAGUUCUCUCAAAAUACCCUCCCGUAUUCCAUGAAUGGUUCUUGACAAUGUUCCCUGAGCCAUCUUCAUGGUUGAUCGCUCGAUCCAAUUACGGUCGUACACUUGCUGUUAUGAGUAUGGUCGGUCAUGUUUUAGGCUUGGGCGAUCGACACGGAGAAAACAUCUUGUUCGAUUCCGUUUCUGGCGAUACGGUUCAUGUUGAUUUGAAUUGUUUGUUCGACAAAGGAACAACGUUCGAGAUACCCGAACGAGUACCUUUCCGACUUACGCAAAAUUUAGUCGAUGCUUUGGGUAUCACGGGCGUUGAAGGCGUUUUCCGUAAAGCGGCCGAAAUCACGAUGAACAUUCUACGUGAACAUAAAGACAGUUUGAUGAGCGUUUUGGAAGCAAUGGUACAUGAUCCUUUGGUUGAAUGGAAUUUGGAAGGCGGAAAGAGUAAAGUGACAGGUUCAAGAGCAGAUCCACGUGUUGCAGAAGCAAGGAAAGCAUUGGAUCCUAUCAGUCGUAAACUUCUUGGUCAAUUACGCAGACACGGUCAUCAUGGUGCAUGGACAUCAGUUCAUUCGACGAAUGCAUUGGUGGAUGCAUUGAUACGUGAUGCAACUAGCAGUACUUUGUUAGCACAGAUGUAUAUUGGGUGGGCUUCUUACUUGUGA